Metarhizium brunneum ARSEF 3297 is the source of this 1734-nucleotide messenger RNA. It is a transcript of the gene CDH-1, whose product is annotated as Cellobiose dehydrogenase. Gene Ontology annotation, molecular function: flavin adenine dinucleotide binding; oxidoreductase activity, acting on CH-OH group of donors. NCBI's taxonomy places the organism in Eukaryota, Fungi, Ascomycota, Sordariomycetes, Hypocreales, Clavicipitaceae. The record is from RefSeq and is a predicted model, not a curated record.
AUGACUUUGCUAGCGUCUCUCUGGCUGGGAGCGAUAUUCCUAGCAACCCUCGGAUGUGCCUCGGCAGUCGCCAACUGGACCCUUCAGUCUUGGGACGUGAUUGUUGUUGGGGCCGGCACCGCGGGCAUCAUUGUUGCAGACAGACUCAGCGAGGCGGGCUACAAAACCCUUCUGCUCCAACAGGGAAGCCAAUCGUACGGAAUCACAGGCGGCAGAGAGCGGCCCGGCUGGUUGGACAACACCACCCUGAGCAGAGUCGACGUUCCGGGACUGUACUCGUCCAUAUUCGCCGGCGGCUCGAGUUUGUUGUGCGGGCCUGGCCAGGUAGAUGCUUUCCAGGCAUGUACCGUCGGCGGCAACAGCGCCAUCAAUGCCGGCCUGUAUUUCCAGCCUCCGGCGUCGGAUUGGGACGACUUCCAUCCCAGGGGUUGGCAUAGCGCCGACGUGGCCAAUGCGACUGCGAGGCUCCUGAAGCGCCAGCCCGCCCUGACGAGCUACUCGCAGGACCGCAAGUAUUACCUCCAAAGCGGCUACGAAGCCGUCAAGAAAUGGAUAGUCGAGGACGCUGGCUACCAAGACGUCUCGUUGCUCGAGCAGGUCAACGACAAGAAGCGCGUCUUCGGCCGGCCCGUCUACAACUACAUUGAUGGGCAGCGAGGCGGGCCUACCCGGACCUAUUUGCAGACGGCACUGCGCCGAAAUCACUUUCAUCUACAGACGGGCGUCCAAGUCGAGCACAUCAACCACGUCAGGGGCGUGGCGUCGUCGGUCGAGGUUGCGCUCGACAGCGGCGAGAAAAAGGCCAUCCAGCUCACAAAGAGGGGUCGAGUGGUGCUGAGCGCCGGUGCGAUGCUGUCGCCGAGGAUUCUCAUGUUGUCCGGCAUCGGGCCGCAGGAUGCUCUCGAGAAACUGGCCGCAAAAUCCGCCACUCCCUACAAUGCGUCCUCGUGGAUGGUCCAGCCCGACGUGGGAAGAGGCCUCUUUGACAACCCCAACACCUUUAUUGUGCUCUCCAGCCCAGACGUCAAGUCGUACGUCUACAAGUACGACGACCCGGUCCCCGCGGAUCGAGACCUGUAUCUCGAGUCACGGAGCGGGCCCUACAGCUUUGCGUCGCAAACCUCUGUCUUCUGGACCUACAUCGAGCACAACGGGACGCGAUCCGGGGUCCAGGGCACGGUCAGCUCUUCGGGUUACCGAGACUUUGUGGGAAACAACACCAUCACCCUCAACAUUUACGGAACGUCCGGGCUCCUUUCUUCCGGCCGCGUCGAGCUCGCCGACGAUGGAAAUUUCGCCGCCAAGCCGAGCGCCGGGGUGUACUACGGGCACCCGCGCGAUGCCGAUACCGUCGCCGAGUUUAUUCACUCGCUGUUCCAGCAUCUCCCGCCGUCGACGCCGACCUCUCCGGCCAAAGAGGGCCUCACCCCUCUCAACCUGGCGCGGAAUUCAACUCUGCAGGAGAUCCGGAGGUACAUUACGGACCCGAAUAGUCCCUACGCAGUGGGGUCCGUUCAGCACUGGUCGAGUUCCUGCCGCAUCGGCAAGUGUGUGGACGUCGACACCAAGGUCAUUGGCACGCAAAACAUCCAUGUCGUGGACGCUUCCAUCCUCGCACCCCUGACUGUGAACCCGCAGUUUGGCGUCAUGGUGGCUGCUGAGAAGGGCUCCGAGAGGAUAAUAGCCUCGAUGAAAAACGUGACGGAGGGAUGCCGCGGACGAAGACGGGUAUAA